This is a messenger RNA of Saccharomyces paradoxus, 648 nucleotides long. RefSeq names its product Pet18p (gene PET18). The record is from RefSeq and is a predicted model, not a curated record. The transcript has a single exon. NCBI's taxonomy places the organism in Eukaryota, Fungi, Ascomycota, Saccharomycetes, Saccharomycetales, Saccharomycetaceae. The coding region runs from base 1 to 648 and encodes 215 amino acids. Gene Ontology annotation, cellular component: cytosol.
AUGAGUUGCACCACUGAUAAGCUAAUACAAAAGUAUGACGCCCUUGUUAGGAAAACUACCGAACAUAAAUUCGCUAAGGAACUAUGUGCAGGCACCUUAAAGGAUCGUAGUUUGUACAUCUAUUUAACACAAGAUCUGCAAUUUUUUGAAACUAGCCUAAGGUUAAUAUGUAAGACGACUUCGUUAGCUCCAACUACUCAUGCCUUAAUUACCUUAGCCAAAAAAAUUGGAUUUUUUUCUAACGAUGAAAACUCAUACUUUCAUGACUGCUUAGAAUUAUUGGCGCCAUCGCUCACCAAGGAAGAGAGGGCCAAGUAUGACAAUAAAGCGAUUCCUGGAGUUGAUGCUUAUAUCAAUUUCUUAGAUGAACUGAGAAAAGACAACUCAAUUACAUGGUCAUCCUUAGUAACUAGCUUAUGGGUUGCUGAGGAACUCUAUUGGAGAUGGGCUCGUGAUACUCCCAGAGCCCCAGGUUUGCACUGGAAGUACCAAAAAUGGAUUGAUUUACAUGAUGGUGAGCACUUUCAAACUUGGUGCGAAUUUUUGAAGGCUGAAGUUGACAAAUUUCCCGUUGAAGAGGUUGAGAGGAUAUUUGCAAAGGUCUCACAAUUCGAGUUUGAGUUUUUUGAAUCUUGUUACAACGCUUAA